UCUCUCUGCCUCGUCUCCUUCUCCAACAAAAGAGAAUCUCUCUCUCUCUCUGCGCAAAGGACACCAGAGCCUCCGCCUCCUCCAUUGGGAUAGAUCCCAGUGCUGUUCUAAUCUGAAGAUUGCCCUGGCGCAUACAUAGCAUUUUAGCUCCUCUGCUCCUAGUUGAUGCUCAACAUCUAGUUGAAGAACAAGGAACAUACUGAAAGCUCAACUACCAUAUAAGAUUAUCAAUGUACCGGAUGGUUUAGUCUGUCAGAGCUCAAGUACCUGUGGGUCACAAAAUUUUGCUGAAACCAGAAGGUAAUGGACAGGGCAGACACAUCAGGUUUUGUUAGCAGCGGAUUCAACGGUACCUCGCUGCUGCUCAUAUUCUUCGACUUCGUCUACUCCACCCUGCACAUAUAAAAUAUCAGGAAUCAUCUGAUCUUCUGUUGUUUCUUCCAUCACCUACAUUCAGUUCAAAGGAAAGCAAAAAAAUCUCAGUUCAGUGUACAAAGCUUGAUCUUCUGUUGUUUCUUCCACCACCUACAUUCAGUUCAAAGGAAAGCAAAAAAAUCUCAGUUCAGUGUACAAAGUUUACUUAGCCUAGAUGAAUAACGGCUUCGCGGAUAUCCGUCACCGUGGAAGCCAGCCCCUGAUGGACAGCUCUGCGGUUUUGAUGUCUCGUCAUUCUGUGCUGAACUACACGACAGUCGGCCAUGGUCCGACCUCAUUUUCCUUGGACUUCCGGGGUUCAGCAAGUGACAACUGCAGCCGUGGCAACAGCAGGGGUGUCCGGAGGUCUGCACAUGUUUCAGCACAAGAUGAUGCGUGCAGGCUGGUACUUGGUUUGGGUCCGCCGCCUGAACCGAGCUCCGUGGAUUACCAGCAACCUGCCGGAGGUGCCGGCCAGUCGAAAACGCCGGUGACUCUAUUUGGUCGGAGCUUGUCGUUCACUGAUCCUGGGACGAUGAGCCAUGGGCUUCAUGAUCAGAGGGGUAAUGCUGAAGCUAUUGUUCAGCGUUCUGAAGCGCCUGAAGGAAACAUCAUAUCCUUCUCCGUUGUCGACGAGGGAUCAACCUCUUCCAGGAGGAGCUCCGGUGGCUACAUGCCGUCACUGCUCUUUGAUCGAGUGGCUCAGGUAGAAGCACAAGAUGAUCUGCUGGAUUACACGGACAACGCAAAUGGGCAUGCUCAACAUCACCUUCAGUUCAGCCCCGAACCUUCAGCAACGACCAUGACAGAGACUUCUUUUGGUGUGAGCUCUGAUGCUGUCACCGGUGUAACCAAUCCUGGGCAGCCGGCUCAGCGCCGGCAUCCGAAGAAAUGCAGGUUCAAAGGGUGCUCUAAAGGUGCGAGAGGGGCAUCAGGCCUGUGCAUUGCCCAUGGAGGCGGGCAGAGGUGCCAGAAGCCGGGUUGUUACAAGGGUGCCGAGAGCCGCACGGCCUACUGCAAGGCCCAUGGAGGAGGCCGCCGGUGCUUGCAGCUCGGCUGCACCAAGAGCGCCGAGGGUAAGACGGAUCACUGUAUUGCCCACGGCGGAGGUCGCCGGUGCGGAUAUAACGACUGUCCUAAAGCAGCGCGGGGCAAGUCCGGGCGAUGCAUCAAGCACGGAGGUGGGAAACGGUGCGCAGUCGAGGGCUGCAUCCGGAGCGCCGAGGGGAAGGUCGGGUUCUGUAUCUCCCACGGCGGAGGCCGCCGAUGCCAGUACCCGGACUGCCGCAAGGGAGCGCAGGGCAGCACGCUCUACUGCAAGUCCCACGGCGGCGGCAAAAGGUGCGUCUUCGAUGGCUGCUCCAAGGGCGCGGAAGGCAGCACGCCGCUGUGCAAGGCGCACGGCGGCGGGAAGCGCUGCAUGUACGAAGGCGGCGGCCUCUGCCCCAAGAGCGUCCACGGCGGCACCAGCUACUGCGUGGCGCACGGCGGCGGGAAGCGCUGCGCGAUUCCCGGGUGCGGCAAGAGCGCCCGCGGGCGCACGGACUUCUGCGUGAAGCACGGCGGCGGCAAGAGGUGCAAGGUCGACAGCUGCGGCAAGAGCGCGCAGGGCAGCACGGAGUUCUGCAAGGCGCACGGCGGCGGCAAGCGGUGCACGUACGGCACGGGCUGCGAUAAGUUUGCCCGCGGCAGGAGCGGCCUCUGCGCCGCACAUGCGACGCUGGUGGCCUCGCAGUCGUCUCAGCAGCGUCGACGCGACGGCGGGGCAGGGAAGAGCGGCGGCGGGAGCCUGAUCGGGCCGGGCCUCUUCCGAGGCAUAGUGUCGUUGUCGGCCGCAGCAGCCAGUGCCAUGAACUACGAGUACUCGUCUUCGGGCGUGAGCACGGUGUCGGAGUGCGACGGCUCGCCCGUGGCCACGGCGGGGAGGCAGGAGCUAAUACCUCCUCAGGUGCUGGUUCCCCUCUCUAUGAAGUCCUCGUCGACAUCCGUGCCGUCGCCGUCGGAUAGGCGCAGAGAGGGCGGAGAUCUCGCUGUUCCGGAGGGGAGGGUGCACGGCGGUGGUCUCCUGUCAUUGCUCGGUGGGAGCUUCAGGAACGUCAUCGACGUCGACGAUCUCUGACAGUAGGCGCUCGCUCUGGUCUAAAUUUCUGUCAAAGAUUAUAGCUGUUCUUAAACCCACACACAAAGUUGAACGUUUUAAAGAUCGUGUAGUAGAUGUUAGAUUGGUGGAUUAUAAGGGAGUAUGGCACUUUAUAGAUUAUGUUAUGAUUGGUGGCAUUUGUGACCGAGUCUAGACAUGAAUUUGUCAGGGCUCUUGAAUGCUUAAAUUCUUGGCAGGUCCGCAAGUUUUUGGGAUGGGAAAGCUUUCAGAUUGUAAUUCUUGUCGAUCACACCGAUAUGUAAUAAUGCAACAUUUAUUUUGCUACAAAUUUGAUGGAUUAUCUCAUCGAUGAUUCUCUCAUGUAUUCUGUUGAUGAUAAAGCUGCUGCCUGGGUUUAAAUGA
Messenger RNA from Lolium rigidum, 2917 nucleotides. RefSeq lists its product as uncharacterized. Bases 590 to 2533 code for a protein of 647 amino acids. NCBI's taxonomy places the organism in Eukaryota, Viridiplantae, Streptophyta, Magnoliopsida, Poales, Poaceae. The record is from RefSeq and is a predicted model, not a curated record. The transcript is spliced from 2 exons.